GUACAGCUUUUGUUGGCGCAAGCUAAAAUACCAUGUGAUACAGUUGCCACGAAUUCAAGCGUAGCGGGGUGAGGAGAAAGGAAGAGCUUUAACUUCCCUGAGAUGUUGCAGACCGCCGGCAAAAUCCACACAAAAUUUCCUCCCUUUCUGCAAGGCAGACUGCCCGCGUUUAACCCUGUGAGACGUGCAGGUUGACCAGCCUUGAUCACAGUGCUAGAGACCUGAAGCAAGGAUCCUGACUGAUGCAUAUUCAGUACAGCCUGACCUCUUGAGGAGAACAAGUAUUUCCCUGAAGUCUGUCCCCUCAAAGCCCCACACAGCAUAAGGUCGGAUAGAAGGAGAUACAUGGGACACACGGACAAUUAAACACUGGAAGAGACACUGUGCUUCAAGUCCCAAGAUUAGUAAAGGAAGAAUUGGACAAAGGACCCUGAAGACCAUGGAGGGAGACUGCCUGAGCUGCAUGAAAUACCUGAUGUUUCUUUUCAAUUUCUUUAUAUUUCUGGGAGGAGCAUGCCUGCUGGGACUGGGAAUCUGGGUCAUUGUGGAUCCCACAGGUUUUCGAGAGAUAGUGGCUGCCAACCCGCUGCUCUUCACGGGAGCCUACAUCAUGCUGGCCAUGGGGGCAAUGCUCUUCCUGCUGGGCUUCCUGGGCUGCUGUGGAGCCAUCCGGGAGAACAAAUGCCUCCUGCUCUUUUUCUUCAUGUUUAUUUUGUUAAUCUUCCUGGCGGAGCUUUCAGCUGCAAUUCUGGCUUUUAUAUUCAGAGAAAAUCUGACCAGAGAGUUUUUCACCAAGGAGCUGAAGAAGCAUUACCAGAGGAACAACGACACGGACGUCUUCUCUGCCACCUGGAACUCUGUCAUGAUCACAUUUGCCUGCUGUGGAGUGAAUGGACCAGAAGAUUUUGAAGCUAUUCCUCAUCUUCCAUACUCCUCUUUGGAAAAGGUGACAGCGACACCGGAGGCUUGUUGCCAGCGGGAGCUCCAGAGCCGGGAAGGGAUGUUUGUCAACAAGGAAGCUUGUCUAUCAGGCAAUGAGAGGUUUCAGAACCGGCAGGGCUGCUACACCGUGAUCCUGAACUCCUUUGAGACAUAUGUGUACCUGGCAGGAGCCCUUGCCAUUGGAGUGUUGGCUAUUGAGCUGUUUGCCAUGAUCUUUGCUAUGUGUCUCUUUCGAGGGAUCCAGUAAAGAAGUGGCCCAUGAACCACCACGUUCCUCACAUACUCAGAAGAAAGAAGGAAAAUCCGAAGAAACAAAACCUGAAAACGCCCAAAAAACUUUAUUUUUUUUAACAAAACUGGACAGGGAGAAAAGAUAAAAAUUAAAAAAAAGAGGGUUGUAAUAUAUGAAUGACCAAAAGGAUUGUACUUCAGGGGCUGGAACUUUGAGGUGAUGUGCACUACACUGUACACCGGACCCUUGCCCAGAGCCACCCGCAGCAACCGUGGAGCAGGAGCCCAGCGCAGCCAAUUGCACUAGAGACGGAUGGAGCUGGUGGGGCAGGGAGGAUGAGCACAGCUGCCUCCCACACCAGGCUGAGCCUACCACUCACCACUUGAUCGUGCUUUAGACAGCAAAGGACUCAGACAGACAUGCAGGGGCUGCAUAAGGCAACAGGUUGGCCUUGACUGUCCAGGUGGGUUUGAAACAAGCAGUGCAGUCAACGUUUGUGUGAUUCUGGCUUUAAUUUCCAGCCACAAGAUGAAAACACUCAUUCUUCAGUGGAAGCUUUGCCCCUGUCAUGUGAAACUUGUCAGACAUGUCAAGCACUUCAGUGAGGCUGGCUUUUCUCUGGAACUCCAAGCAGGGGCAGCGUGAUCUAACUUAGCAAUGGGACUCAGCUAAGGCUGGCUGAGGGUCAAGAGUUUGGUGCCUACCUUUCUGUUUUUACUAAGAUUUAUUGUUCAUUGUUGUGAAAGAGACCAAAUGGUUCUUUGCUGUGUUCCCAUCUCCUGGGAAAAAUAAUGGCUCUGGUCAAGCAUCAUUGAUACUGCUGCCUUCCUGAGAAGGGGAGGAUAUAAUAUUUAAAUCUUGUCAGCCUUUGCCUUUCCUCUUAUACUUGCAAAAAAUGGUUUGUGGUGCUCUGUUAGCAUAAAUAUUUGCAGUGGUUCCUGCAAGCUUUUCCAGCCCUAAGGAGAAGUCCAGACAUGGUACUGGAUUGAAGAGGCUGAAGUUUGUCAACCACUCCCAUGCUGUUUUCCUGGAUCAGUCUGGUGGAAUCAUUUCUGUUCAGAGAAUUUCCCCUGAGAUUCUCCCAUGGGCUCAUGAUGAAAGUAAUCAUCAAGUCAGAAUUGUUUUAGUUGAUAAUGUUUCCUCCCUUGAGGUAGUUUGGUAUUUAACUAACAUGUAAUCUGCUCAAUCAUUUGGAAGUGAACUUGAGAAAGAUGCCUGGGACUGGACCUUGGUCAGAGAUUAAGCUGGAGCUACUGAGACCCCAGGCAGGAUCCAAGAACACCCUGUGGC
Messenger RNA from Ficedula albicollis (Collared flycatcher), 2464 nucleotides. It is a transcript of the gene TSPAN18, whose product is annotated as tetraspanin 18. The coding region runs from base 440 to 1189 and encodes 249 amino acids. Lineage: Eukaryota; Metazoa; Chordata; Aves; Passeriformes; Muscicapidae. The transcript has 10 exons. The record is from RefSeq and is a predicted model, not a curated record. Gene Ontology annotation, cellular component: membrane.